AUGCAACGUUCUCAGGACCAGAGGAUUAAUCUGGGUGAAUUGAAAGGGCACAUUGUGAAGAAGAUUGGAGAUGAAAGAUCGAGAAGGUAUUUUUAUUACUUAAGCAGGUUUCUGAGUCAGAAGAUUACUAAGAGCGAGUUUGAUAAGACGUGCUUCAGGCUGUUAGGGAGGGAGAAUCUCCCUCUACAUAAUCAGCUGAUCCGUUCAAUCUUGAGAAAUGCAACUGUUGCCAAGUCUCCGCCUACAGUUGAGGAAGCCGGUCCUCUCACCAAGCCGUUGGUGAAUGCUUUUCAGAGUAGAGGAGAUGGUCCUGAACAAAGUGGACCUUUAAUCCCUAACCAUAACCAGAAUGACCCUGUUUUGUCGAAUGGGAUUUUGCCCAUCUCUCCGCGGAAAAUUAGGUCUGGGAUACGUGACAGGAAGAUCAGAGAUAGGCCUAGUCCACUAGGGUCAAAUGGGAAGGUCGAACAUAUGUUGCAUCAGCCUAUUUUUAGAGAAGACAAUAGAGGUAGUGUUGGUAUGGAGAACGGGGAUUUGGGUCAAUUUGAUUAUCAAAGAUCAGGCAGAUAUGUUGCUGAUGAAAGAGAUGGGGAAUUUCUUCGUCCUGUUGAAAAACCGAGAAUACCAAAUAAAGAUCACGUUGCAACUGCAGCUAUGAGAGAUGAUGAAAAUCAAGAGGAGCAGGCUAGGCUAAAUCUAUCAACGAGUCCUCUGAUUGCACCUCUAGGGAUUCCGUUUUGUUCAGCUAGUGUCGGUGGAUCACGUAGGACGGUUCCCGUUCCAACCAGCGCUGAGUUAAUUAGUUGCUACGACAGUGGUGGAUUACCAGACACAGAGAUGCUGAGGAAAAGAAUGGAGAAUAUUGCAGCAUCACAGGGUCUUGGGGUUUCGAUGGAGUGUUCUAAUACGAUGAAUAACAUGUUGGACUUGUUCCUGAAGAACCUGAUCAAAUCGUGCAUUGAUUUGGUUGAAGCUCGGUCUACAAAUGGAGAUUCCAGGAAAAAAACUUUAGACAAGCAGCAGAGUCUAAACAAGAUUGUAAAUGGGGUGUUGCCAAGUAAUAGUUUGCAAAUACAAACUCCCAAUGGACCUUCUCACAUAACACAAGAUCAGCAUUCUGUGUCUCUGCUUGAUUUUAGAACUGCCAUGGAGUUAAAUCCACACCAGCUUGGCGAAGACUGGCCAAUUCUCCGAGAAAGAAUUUCCAUGCGAUCUUUUGAGGAACAAGAAUUUGAUGUGUGA
Arabis nemorensis is the source of this 1242-nucleotide messenger RNA. Lineage: Eukaryota; Viridiplantae; Streptophyta; Magnoliopsida; Brassicales; Brassicaceae. The record is from the annotation of a GenBank genome assembly.